GACCCAAAAGAGAAAGAGACUCCCACGUCGUUUGGCAAACUCAGACUUGCCUCUAGGCAUUCGAUACAGAAAAAGUUAACAGGCAGAGAGAAUGGAGACGCCGGGACAGUGGUUGGAGGAGGCGCUGGUGGAUCUAUGCCAAAGGGUGGAGACGGGUCUGGGUUUGGGUAUGGAUACCGAUAUGAUAUCGGGCUUGGUUUCCUACUGCGAGCUUGCUCAUCCCCAAGACGCCAAAGAGUACCUUGACAAUAUUAUUGGCCAGGAAGCGGGCAAAACUGUCAUUGAGGAAUAUUUACAGAGGAGAGGUCACUCAAAUGUCAGCAGCAGUACCCAAGAUGUUCCAACUUCAAAAUUACAAGCCUAUGUCAAACCCCGCUCAGAUGAAGGUUCUGGCAGUGGAACCAAGAAACCAUUUAGAACACCAAAAGUGGUUUCAGUCCCCAGUUCUCAGGCAGUACCAAAAAAACAUAUAGUGUCCAGUUAUCAGGAAAACCAGGUCCCAUCUGAGACAAGUGAGUCAAGAACCAUCCAUAAAGGUAACCAAGUUAGUUCUAAAAAGAAGAAAGCUGGGAAAGUUGUUUCACUUGCAGAGGCUGCCAAAGGGUCAAUUGUAUUUCAGCAGGGGAAACCAUGCUCAUGCCAAGCCCGUCGACACAGACUGGUGAGCAAUUGUUUAUCUUGUGGCAAGAUAGUUUGUGAACAAGAGGGAGAGGGGCCUUGCAGUUUUUGUGGUGCCCUUGUGCUGAGGGAAGGGAGCACAUAUGCUGGUCUAGAUGAAAGUUUGCCUCUCCAAUCAGAUGCCGAAGAAGCUGCUGAAGCAUAUGCAAAAAGGCUCGUUGAAUAUGACCGGGAUUCUGCCGCACGUACAACAGUUAUUGAUGACCAGAGUGACUACUAUGAAAUCGAGGGGAACAGUUGGCUGUCAAUGGAGGAAAAGGAGCUUCUUAGGAAAAAACGAGAGGAUAUUGAAGAAGCUGAACAGGCUAAACGAAAUAAAGUGGUUGUGACUUUUGAUUUGGUCGGCCGCAAGGUUCUUUUGAAUGAAGAUGAUGUUUCAGAAUUAGAAUCAGAAAACAGAAUAUUACGGCCACCGGAUGAAAGAGAAGUGAACCGUAUCAAACCAAACCCCAUGCUUAAAGUACAGCCAGUCUUCGUGGACCCAGGCCCCAGUAAGAAGUCUGGUAGAGGAAAGCAACCAAACAAGAGCCUAACCGGCGGUUUAUGCUUGGAGAUAACAGGGAGGGUGCAGCAUGAUAGCAAUGAAUUGAAAUAUCUUAUGAAAGACAAGCAAGUGGAAACAACUUAAAAUGGGAAAGUUUGGGAACGGCCAUCAGUGAAUGUUCUCUAGAUUAUUACUGAGGUAUAUGGCCGGAUUACUAGGAGGUUUGUGCUCUCUUCUUUCUAUGUUUCAAUACAUUGGCAAGCACAGUUUUCUGAAUGGGUUAUUGAGCAUGCCAACUAUUGCUUUUUGGAAAUAGAUCAAUGAAAGUACAUAAAAUCUACCCUC
Molecule: messenger RNA, 1507 nt
Organism: Alnus glutinosa
Lineage: Eukaryota; Viridiplantae; Streptophyta; Magnoliopsida; Fagales; Betulaceae
Exons: 4
Coding region: 92-1306 (404 amino acids)
Biological process (GO): regulation of DNA-templated transcription
Cellular component (GO): nucleus
Molecular function (GO): zinc ion binding
Source: RefSeq, a predicted model, not a curated record